AUGCUGCGGCUGUCGCGAGCCAGCGGCCGCCCAGGGCUUCUGGGCGUCUUUGUCGCGGCCAAGAAGUCUGGGCAGCAGCGACUCGUCUUCGACACGCGCGUCUGCAACGCACGCUUCAGUCCGCCCUUCUGCACCGAGCUCCCCAGCGCCAGCGCUUUCUCGCGCAUGGGGACACAGGGAUGUGGCGACACGUGGUUCAGUAGUGGCGACAUCUCGAACGCGUUCUACGCCAUGCAGGUCCCGGUAGGCCUCUGCGAGUUCUUCGCCCUGCCGCCUGUGCGGGCUGGGCAUGCUGGCGUGUCUCAGCUUGAUGACGCCCCUGUGCACGAAUCGGAGCUGCUGCCGCCAGAGCUCACCAUCUUGCCCAUGGGUUGGUCGUGGGCCUUCCACCUCUGCCAGUGCGUCUCGGGGGCCGUCCUCGCGCGCGCCUGCAUGGCGCCCGAGCAGCAGGUCCGCGACCGCAGCUUGGGCGUCAGGCUUGGGCCACGGCUUCCCGCCGCCGGGGCCGCCUACGUGGACAAGUACCUGGUGGCUGGCUGCCAGCGCGCUAGGGUGCAGGCCGUGGCGCAGAAGGUCGAGCGCGAGCUUUCCUCUGUUGGCUUCGUCUCGCACGAGCAGGUCAGCGCCGCUCGCCAGGCCAGCUUCGCCGGCCUCGACCUCGACGGGCACGAGCGCUCGGUGCGGGAGUCCUUGCGGCGCCCGCUCCUCGAGAUCAUCCUGGGGCACUGCAACUGGGUCACGCUGCUCAAGAGGUGCUCGCUGGCCAUUUUAGACGCCGUCUACCCGUUCACUCAGGCGGCGAAAGACAAGACCCUGCCGCUCUGGCCGUCGGUCCGCCGCGAGCUCUGGCCCGCGCGCUCGCUGCUCCUGCUUUUCGUCUGCUUCGCGGACGCGGAGUGGCAUCCCGAGGUCGCCAAGGACUGGAACAGGUCCUUCGGCGAGGUCGACCCGAACCUGCUGGUCGGCGAUGGCUGGGCUGUCACGCCGUCGUUCCCGCGGCGCGAUGCCUGCGACAUAUGCCGCGCCGAGGGCAUUGCGCUGGGCUCCGCGCUCUGGCACCAGCUCCGCGUGUCCGAUGCCUUCGGCCGGCGGAUGGUCUGCCUUAUCGACAACAUGUCUUUGUCGCUCGCCAUCGGCAAAGGCCGCGGUGGCUCGGCGCAGCAGCGCAGCGUCCUCCGGGAGAUCUGCGCCAUCUCACUCGCCUGCAGGCUGCGCGUCGUUGCCAGGUGGGCCCCCAGCGAGCUCGAACCGCCCGGCGGCCCAUCGCGCGGGCUACCGUGUAUCAAGCGCGUGGACCUUUAUGUGGCCGCUGGCCAUGCCUGCGGCGGCGGCUGCCCGCCCGCGCGCGGCGCCGCGGGGGGUCUGCAGCUGGGCAUCACUUACUUCGAGCAGAUGUCGAUCGGCAAAGGCACGCUCCUGGACCACCAGUGGAAGGUCAGCAGCUUCGUGAAGUGCUGCUUGGACCUCCGCCAGGACUGGAGCAGCUGGGCCCAGCUGGACUUGGCCGUCGUCGCCUGCGUCGACUACUUGUAUUUCCACGGCCGCAGCGGGGGCGACGCGUCGCUGCUCCUAGCGGCCUUCAAUUUCUGCCUACCGCCGAUCGGCCGCUGGGGCGGCCUGAUGCUCUGCCAGGCGCCGAGCAGCCUGGCGGGCCGGGGCAAGUGCGCCCCGCGGCGCAUGCGGAUGCCAAUCCCCUGGCUCGCGGUUGGUGCCAUAGCGGGUGUCGGGCUGACGCAAUGGCAGUUCGAGCAGACCAUCGCAAUGAUCCUCAGCGUCGCAUGCUUCUUCCGAUCGUCCGAGUGCGACCUGCUGACGGCGGCGCAGGUCGCCCUCCCCGUCGGGGAGGGCGGCGGGGCCUUGGGCGUCGCCGCGCUGCUCCUCUACCCGAACGAGCUGGGGCACAAGGGCAGGACGGGCCUCUGGGACUUCGCCGUCGGCCCCGUUACUUGCGCUUUCCUGGCCUCGGCGCUCCUGGGUCUGAAGCAGCGGGCCUCGACGCCGUCCGCGCGCCCGCGGAUAUUUCCGCCGGGGGCGCCGCCUGUGCAGCAGUGCGGCGGCUGGACGUCCGACAACAGCUUCCGCCGCUACGUCGAGCAGGCCCAUAUCAUCGCCAAGCUGCAGCGAGCAGGCACCCGCGCCAUCGACCACGGCCGCCAACUGGACGGGCAGCCCCCGACCACCUUCCUGAGCGGCGCCGUGGCCGUUGCGUCUGCCCGCCUCACGUCGACCGUCAUGCUCUGGGGCCUCUUCGAGCUGCUCCGCCCCGGCGCUCUCGCCACGGUGGUGCUCACCACAGCGGGGCAUGCAGCCGCGGCGGGGAGGAUGCCCACAGCGUCUUUGGUAGCCGUCACCUCGAGCUUCCCAUUGCCCGUCAUGGCAUUCAGCGCCUUGCGGCUGGGCGGCGCUCGGACGCGCUGUGGGCUGGGGGCCGAGUACAUCGCGGACCAUGGCAGAGCCAAGCGCGCGAAGACUGACCCCGACACUGCCCGCCAGGCUGCAACGCUGGGCGUGCCCUUGUUUGACGAGGACCGGGACAUCCGUGAGUACUUCGCCACCUUCGGGGCCAUCAAGGAGGCCUUCGUGUCCCUGGAAAAGGACACGACCAUAUCUCGGUGCUUCGCUUCCCUGCGUUUCUUCGACGACGCGGCAGCAGAGAAGGUGCUGGCGGGCAAGCACGAGAUCUGGGGGCACGAGAUCACCCUGAGCGAGGAGCCGCCGAACGCCGAGGAGCGCCCCGAGUUCCACGGGCCCGCCACGUCCGCCGAGCCGGAGGAGGCCUUCUCGGGGGACCCAGUGCUGUUCUACGCCAUGGGCCUGACGGAGGGGCUGGUCGAGGGGCUGGGCGUGGGGCGGGCCGUCGGCGGGGGCGGCCACAGCGGCCGAGGUUAG
Molecule: messenger RNA, 2889 nt
Organism: Prorocentrum cordatum
Lineage: Eukaryota; Dinophyceae; Prorocentrales; Prorocentraceae
Source: the annotation of a GenBank genome assembly